AGAAAGAGCAAACAGAAAGGAUGAUGAGAAGACGCCUGAGGGAGCCGUGCCAGCGUACCUGCUGGACAGAGAGGGGCAGUCCCGUGCCAGGUCCUCUCCAACAUGAUUAAACAGAAGAGGAAGGAGAAAGCUGGUAAAUGGGAGGUGCCACUGCCAAAGGUGCGGGCACAAGGGGAGAUGGAGGUUCUGAAGGUGGUGCGGACAGGCAAACGACAGAAGAAGGCCUGGAAGCGGAUGGUGACCAAAGUCACCUUUGUUGGAGACGGCUUCACACGGAAACCCCCCAAAUAUGAGCGCUUCAUCCGGCCCAGGGUUCUUCGUUUUAAAAAAUGUCACGUGACGCACCCAGAGCUUAAGGCCACAUUCUGUCUGCCUAUCCUUGGCGUGAAGAAGAACCCCUCCUCGCCCCUUUACACAACACUAGGGGUCAUCACAAAGGGAACAGUCGUUGAAGUCAACGUCAGUGAGCUGGGCCUUGUCACACAAGGAGGAAAGGUCAUCUGGGGUAAAUAUGCCCAGGUAACGAACAACCCAGAGAAUGAUGGCUGCAUCAACGCUGUGCUGUUGGUCUAACAGAGCCUGGCUACAUGAACUGUACCUCUGAAAGCUGCUGUUGUGCAAUACCAGCUCUGGGAGUGUCGGUAUCCUCACAGAGAACACGUCUUGUAAUCCGUGGAGAAGAAGAAGAAUUAUGGUGUGGAGGUGUACAACCAGAUGCAUCUCAGCAACUCUUGGAGUCUUUUCGGCAGUGGCAUGUAUUAUAUUUGAGAAUGUUCUGUUUAUAAUAAAAAAAAAAUGAAAUUUA
Messenger RNA from Clupea harengus (Atlantic herring), 805 nucleotides. It is a transcript of the gene nsa2, whose product is annotated as ribosome biogenesis protein NSA2 homolog. NCBI's taxonomy places the organism in Eukaryota, Metazoa, Chordata, Actinopteri, Clupeiformes, Clupeidae. Bases 103 to 573 code for a protein of 156 amino acids. The record is from RefSeq and is a predicted model, not a curated record. The transcript is spliced from 4 exons.